Molecule: messenger RNA, 345 nt
Organism: Sclerotinia sclerotiorum 1980 UF-70
Lineage: Eukaryota; Fungi; Ascomycota; Leotiomycetes; Helotiales; Sclerotiniaceae
Exons: 1
Coding region: 1-345 (114 amino acids)
Source: RefSeq, a predicted model, not a curated record
AUGCACAUCACCCUCCCAACCUUCCCGACCCUCACAAUCUUCACAACACUCCUCCUCUUUCUUCUCACCUCCUCCCUAAAAACCACAAAUGCCUCCUCGGUAGGCGCAUUCCAACCAAUAGAUAGUUGUCAAAACCACGCGGGUGCAUGUGAAGAGGAACAGAAUGGAAGGAGGAAGGUUAGGGUGAGAUGGGGCGGGGGGAGGUUUGGAAGGUUUGAGAGGAGGUUUGUGGUGGGAAGGAGGGAGGAAGAUGGGGAUGUGGAGGAGGAGGGUGUGGAUGGGGAGGAUGAGGAGGAUAUGGAGGAUGCAGGAGAUGUGGAUAUGGAUGUGGAGGAUGUAUCAUAG